Aspergillus vadensis CBS 113365 is the source of this 1155-nucleotide messenger RNA. RefSeq lists its product as uncharacterized. The record is from RefSeq and is a predicted model, not a curated record. The transcript has 4 exons. NCBI's taxonomy places the organism in Eukaryota, Fungi, Ascomycota, Eurotiomycetes, Eurotiales, Aspergillaceae. The coding region runs from base 69 to 1133 and encodes 354 amino acids.
GUCUGAAGAACUUCCGUGUCCGCGCCCCUCGACAUCUUUCGCCUUCAUGUAGCGGCCCUGCAUCUGCCAUGGCGUCGACCAGCACACCUGACCUAACGCCCGAGUUCCUGGCGCAGGACCGACGCCCUGCGGCGAGGAUCGGAAUUGGAGUCGUGACGGCACUGUCUGGAGUGGUUGUCCUGAUUCGAGUCUAUGCGCGAUGGUUCAUGAUCCGCAGUUUUGGCUGGGACGAUGGACUCAUCUGCAUAGCGAUGCUCUUAAACAUCGUCGUCAUGGCCCUCACAACCCAAGUCCUCCGCUACGGCGCCGGCCUACACGUCUGGGCCCUCGAUACCGCCGAAACCCCACUGCUGUACAAAUGGCUCGUCUCUGCGCAGCUGGUAUACAUGAUCGCAUUGUGGGUGUGUCGACUAUCCGGACUGGCCUUUUACCGUCGAUUGAACCCGAUGCCUCAGUUUCAACUGUACCUCCGAAUCUCGCUUGCCUUCGUCACAGCCGUUAUGCUCGCCCAGGUCCUCAUCAUCGCUCUGCAAUGUAUCCCGCUCGCUGCGCUCUGGGGCGGUGCUACCGGGAAGUGUCUGGGAUCGAAGACGGUGUUUAUCUCCACUGCUGCGAUGACUAUCAUCUGCGACUCGCUUAUCCUGCUGCUACCGGUCAAGAUUGUGCUUUCAAUCAAGGCGAAUGCAACGCGCAAGGCUGCGCUGAGUGUGGUGUUGUGUUUUGGUGUUUUUGCCGUGAUGACCUCCGUCGCCCGCAUCAUCUCCAUGAUCCCCGCUAUCCAGAAAACCGACGCAACAUGGUACUUCUCCGUCGUGAUGGUGUGGUCCGAUACCGAAGUCAGCACGGCCAUCAUCGCCCUGUCGUUGCCAGCAUUGAAGGGUCUAGUCGGUGCUGUGGCGGGCAGUACCCGGAAAGGAACGGAUCAGACACCAGGGAGUAAUGGUGGUCCGGAUCUGCAUUUGCAGAAUGUGCCUGUUAGUGGCGACCACCAUCUGUACGAGGGGCCGGAUAGUUAUCCCAAUGAGGCGCGGGCGAGUAUUGGGGAUAAUGCCAGUCAGGAGGCGUUGUGGGUGGAUGCGAAUGCUGGGAUUCAUGUGAAGAAUAGUGUUAGGGUUAGUGUGAGUGAUCGAUAGGUAUCGGUUCACUGCCUGUGGG